Silurus meridionalis is the source of this 4092-nucleotide messenger RNA. RefSeq names its product MYB binding protein (P160) 1a (gene mybbp1a). Bases 38 to 3934 code for a protein of 1298 amino acids. The record is from RefSeq and is a predicted model, not a curated record. Gene Ontology annotation, molecular function: sequence-specific DNA binding; transcription corepressor activity; transcription factor binding. The transcript has 27 exons. NCBI's taxonomy places the organism in Eukaryota, Metazoa, Chordata, Actinopteri, Siluriformes, Siluridae. Gene Ontology annotation, cellular component: nucleolus. Gene Ontology annotation, biological process: regulation of DNA-templated transcription.
GGAGGCGGAAGUGGUAUGGUGCUCUACACGUGUGUGCAUGUGCACUGGUGUUGGUGGAGGUCGGAAUGCAGACAGCAGUUAUGGGGAGAUGAAGAUGGAGACAGAGACGGAACCGGUUCGGCCCAGAGUGAUGGACAGCAGAGGGGUGCUGAAACAGAACCGACACUUCCUGGAUUACUUCUGGGACAUCGCCAAACCGGAGCGCGAGACCCGCCUGAGGGCCGUGGAGAAGCUCAUAGAGCACGUGAAGAAGAGCGAAACGACUGAUGAACUGAAAUACACUCUGAAGAGACUGGUAGAUGGACUGUGUCAUGCACGAGAGGAGGCUCGCUCUGGAUACAGCUUAGCACUAGCACAGGUGCUGAGUGUGUUUGAGGACAUCACCCUUAGAAGCAUGUUGGACCAGAUCAAAGAGAAACACAACCUGCAGACAGCCAGCAAGAAACAGAUAAAAUACGUGACCUUCGGCAAUUUCUUUGGUGUUCUCGCUCUGUCUCAGUCCACACGCCUGCACAAGGAAGCUGACGUCCUGUUGGAGUGUGUGAAGCUGCUGCAGUCUCUCUCUCAGUACAGAGAAUAUCUGAGAGAUUUACCCAGGAAGACCAUGGCAGAUAUCCUCAACCAGGUGUCGGAGCAGAUGUUUGAGCAGGUGUUGUUCAGCACUCUGCAGGAGGAUCUGAGUUCAGCUCUCAGUAGUCCAGAGCAGUUAGAGCUCCUCCUGCUGGUCAUGCGCAGGUUCUCGUCCACACUUAGCCCCGCCCACCUGGACAAGCUGCUGGGGACCUCCUCCAUCAUCAGCACAUAUACACUGCCCCGGUUAGUAGAGGUGAUGAAGACUGCAGGACGCUCGGUGAAGAAGGAACGCGUGCUGCCUGCUGUCGCCUCUGAUUUGCUGCACGUGUCCCUGCGUGAGGACAGCUUCACCUUCUUCUGGGACAAAGUGGUGAUUGAUGGACUGAUCUCAGACCCACCUGGACCCAGCCAUUACCUGGCGUUCAGGUUGAUGGGCGUGUCCUUGGCGUUGUUGUCGGUGUCUCAGCUGCAGUAUGUACUGAGUGGAGAGGUGAUGAGACGUUAUGGUGAACACGUCAUGACUGCACAGCUCCCUGAGCGCUAUAAGUUCUCCCCGGAGAUGGAUGAGUGUGUGAGUGCGUUCCUGCACAGCUGCACUGAUGUGGAGAAACAGCUGCUGGUCCUGCAGGCGUUCAGUCGGCUGGCGCACCGCGGUGCUCCUGUCGUGCCGUCUUUCUGGAAGGUUCUGGAGCAUGUGGAACCCGGCGCUCUGAAACCCUACACACGCUGGCUUAUAGAGCGCUUCUGUCAGCCCGAGAUCCCCGAGCUGCUCGAAUUCAGCACCCGCAAACAGCGACGCAACCAGGACUCCGCCCACGACUCCGCCCGCGACCCCACCCCUCGGACUGAGGAGUGUGUAUCACGUUUGAGGAAGUGGAUCAUCCCUCGUCUCGCCUGCAUCGUAGAGAACCAUCAGAUUAAAAAAGAUGAGGAGCUGGUUAUGGAGAUCGCCAGGUUUAUAUUCUUCCAUGGGUUCUUCAACACUGUGAAGUCCACAGCUGAAAUUCCAGAGACUCAACACAAACUCUCACCUCCUUUGGACCAGAACACACGCAACACCGCCAGCUCCACCUUCUUCAGUGUGUUACACUCUCUGAGUGUGUUGCCGCUGCUUGGUGAGUGUGUACAGAGUGAGGGUGAGGCGGCGAGCAGGAGAUGUGUGUUGGGUGUGAGAGCAGACGGCUCCAUGUGGGUGUACGGCAUCGUUCAGUUCGCCAACACGCUGCUCAAACACACCAAACACGUCCGGAGCGUGCACACACUCAACACAGAGCACACACACGCCUGGGACAGCAUGCUGCAGUCAGUCGAGUCUCUGAGUAAGAAGAUGAAGAAAUCUUCAGCUCCAGAACACUCUGCCUUCCAACACCUCUUCCUCAUCAUCGGCAUCCAGAUGUUCAAGGCUCCAGAUGACAGUGUGGAGCUGCUGAAUGAUCUGAGGAGCUGUAUGGAGCAGGCACAGGCCAAAAAACCCAAGAAGAAGAAGCAGAAGAAAGGUGACACAGACCGUGAGCAGGCCGAGGGGGCGGAGCCUCACUGGGUGGAGGUGGUGGUGGACAUCCUGCUCUCUCUCCUCGCUCAGCCCAGUCGUCUGAUCCGCAGUGUGUGUAAGACCGCCUUCAGCCAAGUGUGUCCUUAUCUCACACAAGCUGCACUCACCGCUAUACUGAAUGUUCUGGACCCGAGUAAGGACGAGGAGGAGAGCGGUGUGCUGGUGAUGGACGACAACGACAGAGAGAAGAAGAAGAACAGAACAAAAGAGGAUGAUGAAGAUGAAGAACAGGAAGCAGAGGAUGAAGAGGAAAACGACUCCACAGAUGAUGAUGAAGAUGAAGCAAUGGAAGAUGAAGAUGAGGAGGAGGAGGAGGAAGUGGACCAGAAUUUCCGUCUGGAGCUGAUGAAGGUGUUGCAGGGACAGAACGCUUUGGCCACCGAGGAGGACGGCAGCGAGGACGAGGAGCUGGAUGACGAGGCCAUGAUGAAGCUGGAUCAGAACUUAGCCACGCUGUUCGGAGAGCAGAAGAAGAAACUGCAGGCCAAAAAGGACGAGAAGGAGCGACUGCGCAAGGAGAAAACACUCGUCCGAGACUUCAAGAUUAAAGUGCUGGACCUGCUGGAUGUGUUCCUGUGUAAGCAGGGCAGCAGUGUGUUGGUGUUGGACUUGGUGGAGCCGCUGCUCAGCGUGAUUGAGAACUGCAUGAGUUCAGAGAGCAGCCAACAUGAGCAGGACUUCCUGCGCCGAGCCGCACACAUCUUCAGGAAUCAGCUGUGUCGUGGGAAACAUUACUGUAAAGAGGUGGAGGGUCGGGAGGCGGAGCUUCAUGACAUGCUGGAGCGCCUGAUUGGUCGAGCACAGAAGCUUUCAGACGCAUCAGUGGCUCUGUAUUACUUCAGUGCUGCACUCUACCUGCUGAAAGUAUUGAGAGGAGUGAUGAAGGAGACAGAAGCCACAGCAGAGAAGAGGAUGAUGGGUAAUGCAGAUGUGGAGAGAGUAACAUCGUGUUUUAAAGAUGCGCUCACGUCUUUUAUGACACGCCGUAAAAGUCCACUGACUGGAGACAUGUUUACUGAACUGUUCAACAGAUUCCCCGUGGUGUGUGUAAAUCUGUUAGACACAGUGGUGGAGAACAUCCAGGACGGAGUCAGAGAACACCAACAGGGUCAGGCGUGUGUGAUGGUACUCAGAGCUCUGCAGUGUAAGGAGGUGAAGCAGCUGCUGACUGAUACCCAGUGGACAGAAAUCUGUCAGAAAACCACAGAGCAGCUCACAGAGACUCUGCAGAAGGUGGAGUGUAAAAACAAAGCGGUUCAGGAGAAGAUGGUGAAAGCCCUGGAGCUCUCUCACUUCCUCAUCAAAACCAUCCACCAUCAGAAGUUGGAGGUGAAGCUGGAAGAUCUGCGGAACGUUCUGAGGACCAUGAACGCUGAUGGGAGUCUGCAGAAGUCAGGGAAGCUGGAGGACACCUACUGGAGCGUCAUGAAGCUGUUCGGCCUUCAGAAGCCAAAGGUGGAGAAGGUGAAGAAAGUGAAGGAAGAUGAACCGACCGAGCAGCAGGAGGGGGAGGAGGAGCCGAAGAAGAAGAAGAAAGGAUUCCUUCCUGAGAGCAAAAAACGCAAAAACCGCAAGAAGCCUGUGAUCCUGGAGGGUAAAGACACUGCAGACACGCCCACACCUGCAGGAGGAGCAGCAGAGGGGAAGAAGAAGAGAAAGAAUAAUAAAAAGAAGAGGAACGAGUCAGAAAGCCAGAAUCAGCCUCCUGCGAAAAAAUCCAAAGCUCAGCAGCCCCCCAGUACCGAGGAGAAGAAACAGAAGAAGAAGAAGAAGAAGAAGAAGAGUGGAGCGCAGAACAAUGCUGAGUGAACUGAUAGAACAGGAGGAUUAAAGGUGUAACUCCAGACUCACUUCCUCUCCGUGAUGAUGAUGAUGAUGAUGAUGAAGAGCUCCUGAGGGACAAUAUUCACAUGUUCAUGCUUAUUUUUGUAAAAGUAACAAUGUCAUUAAAGACUUUUUAAUGUGGA